Seminavis robusta is the source of this 4863-nucleotide messenger RNA. The record is from the annotation of a GenBank genome assembly. NCBI's taxonomy places the organism in Eukaryota, Bacillariophyta, Bacillariophyceae, Naviculales, Naviculaceae.
AUGGUGUUGAACUACACCGAGAACAACGAUGUCGAACAGCCAAUGUCGGAUGCGGGCGAUCUGUACAUUGGAGAUGAAGCUUCUGACAUGGGCCCUUCUCCUGGGGAUAUCGAAGCCGUACAUGGACGUGAUGUUUCCAAGAAUAGCAAGAUCUUGUUCGGUCUUGGCAUCUUCAUCAUCCUUCUAGCGUCGAUUCCUCUCACCCUGUUUGGGCUCAACAACUUUAAGAUUUCAAACGGAUCUUCCUCGUCGGCAAGCAGUGUCGUCAUCCUGAACGAUGUUUGUUUGGAAGCGAUCACGUUGGAAAACACGGGUGCAUCUUAUGAAGCUACCACUAUUGGGGCCAAACAUGAUGAUGAUGGUGACAUUGAGAAGUGUGGUGUGGAUGUCGGCGUUGGUCCGACCGUGUGGUUUGCGGUCACCGGUACUGGAGGACCUCUCAAGAUGAUCAAGCAUGAACAAGCAGCAUUCGCAAACCAAAUGUCGGUCUACCAAGGUCACUGUGGUGAUCUCAAGUGCGUUACUGGAGAUAAUCUAAAGGGAACUGUCUUGUGGAACACCCAGCAAGGUCAAACCUACUUCAUUCGAGUGGGUGGUGUGAACGCAGCAUCCGGAAACUUCAAUCUUGUCCUUCAGGACCUCUCUGAAAACACUGCGGAAGUGACAGUCAAUGAUAAAUGUCAGACAUCCAUUGGGGUUUCCACGGAUGGCUCCAUUGUACCUGGAUCAACUACUUCUGCCACAUUUUCCAUGGAAGGCGCUGGAUCCUGCUACAGGACAAUGCAUGCUGGUAAGGGAGUAUGGUAUGAUGUCAUUGGUACUGGAGAAUCAUUGGUGGCUACUACGGAAAGUAGUGAUACCCAGCUGGCCGUGUUCUCUGGCAGUUGCGGCAGUCUGGAAUGUAUCACAGCAAGUGAAUUGGCGACCGGAGUUGCCUCUUACGUUCAGUGGCAGACCCAGCUGGCAGAGCGGUACUACAUUCUCGCCCAUGGAGUUGGCGGCGGGAAGGGUUCAUCUUUUGAGUUAUCUGUUGGCACCAAUUCUCCAGACGAAAACUACGUUAUCAACGACUUUUGCAAGACUGCAAUCGGGCCCGUGGCAUCGGAUGGCUCCCUUCAACACGGUUCUACCCAGUUUGCAACUGAGGACAGAGACGGAGCUGGAUCUUGCUACCCCGAAGCAUUGAAGGGCGAUGGCGUUUGGUAUUCAGUUCAAGGUACAGGAGAUUCUUUGAAGGUGUACCCAUCGGUCGACUCAGAGAUUGAGCCAUUGGUUUCGGUCUUCGAAGGAUCUUGUAGGAAGUUGAAAUGUGUUGAUGGCACAAGACACGAGAUCGACGAAGAAGAACGCAAGGUUCUCAAGUGGAGGUCCACCCAGGACGUGAUGUACUAUUUCCUUGUCAGAGGCGUUGACAAUGCAAAGGGCAACUUUGACGUCGUGGUGGAAUCUUUUUACGAGCCACCUCUUACCGAUGGAACAACAGACUCGCCAGGGGCAUCCAAUGCGGUUUCAAACGAACCCCCAUCCAACGAUUUGUGCGACACAGCAACUCAAGUAACAGAGCUUGGGUAUGCUGUGAGUAGCUCCACAGAAAGUGCGACAAAGUACUUGGACGGUAUCGCUGCAUGUCACAGCAGCACCCAAUCCAGCGCUGGGCCUGGUGUUUGGUUUCGAGUUGAAGGAACUGGCAACUUCAUGAUAGCCCGUACUUCAGCCGGCUCGGAGCUUGAUGCAUUCAUUUCUGUCUACUCUGGAGACUGCGAGGAACUUGUCUGCGUUGCUGAUACGGACGGUGAUAGCCGAACAAAGCGUUCGUAUACAUGGCAUUCAGCUUCCGGCAUCGUUUACUACUUGCUUGUCCAAGGCCGCUUCGACCAGACGGGCCAGUUUGACUUAAUCGUUGAGGAACCUGAAGGUGCUAUCACUGUUCCCACCAACGUUCCUGACGCUGUGAUCGCUCCAAACGACAAGUGCGACGGUGCGGUGGGGCCAAUUCCCACAAAUGGAACUGUUUUUGGAGGGUCCAACAGGCAUGGAACCGUCGACGCUGAAGGUGAAGGUUCCUGCUAUGGCAACAACGUUACUGGCAUUGGUGUCUGGUACAAAGUUAUUGGCACAGGAGGCACCCUUGAAAUCCUCUCCAAAGGCUUGGCAGGGUUUACUUUCUCGGUUAGUCUCUUCGGUGGGUACGACUGCGAAAACUUGUCAUGCAUCAAGUCCGACUAUGUCCCUGCAAACAAAGCUGGGGUUCUGGCAUGGAGUUCAGUUUUGAACGUACCCUACUAUGUGAUGGUUCAUGGGGUAGGAGACGCCGAAGGGCUGUUCGAACUGAUGGUCCUUCCAACUCGGGCAGAAGGAGAGGCUCCCGGCCUUCACACCAGUCCUCCUGACAAUGGUGGCUCCGUGCAAAUUGAAAUCAUUACUGAAAACGAUACAUGCGAGAAAGCAGUAGGUCCUAUUUCAUCAGUUGAUGCCAGGGUUGCAGCUUCCACAUCAAGUGCAAAUGUGUGGGAGUACCUUGAGGCAGGGGCUUGCUCCACACCAGGAGCUGCUGGAGCAUGGUACACUGUUCAAGGAGCUGACGCAGUCAUCAAGGCAACCAUCACCGAUUCAUCUGCCGAUAAAACAGUCGACAUUUCAGUUUUCACUGGGGACUGUCACUUUUUAACUUGUGUGGAGAGCACAGCCAACCUCAACACCUCUGCCGCUACCAAGUCCGUUCUGUGGAGCGCGCCAAGUGAUCAACUCUACUACAUCUAUGUUCACAGUCCAAUUGGGUCAACUGGCUCUUUUGAUCUCCAGUUGGCACAUGUCGAAAAUGAGAAUGAUAGAUGUGAGAAAGCAGUUGGUCCACUGCCAUCAGCUGAAACCCAGGUCUCAGCAACAACUUCAAGCGCACAUGUGUGGUCCUAUCUGCAAGCAGGGAUGUGCUCCACACCAGGAGCCGCUGGAACAUGGUAUACCGUUCAAGGAUCUGGCACACUCAUUAAGGCUACUGUGCAGGAUUCGUCUGAUGGCAAUACAACAGAUAUUUCUAUCUUCACUGGUGGGUGCCAUUUCCUCACUUGCCUGGAGAGCGAAGCCUCUCGUGGCAGGUCGACAAAGUCUGUAUGGUGGGAAUCAUCACGUGACCAACUCUACUACAUCUUUGUUCACAGUCCUAUUGGGUUAACUGGCCCCUUUGAGCUGACGUUGGAGCACAUUGAAGCACCCAGCAACAAUGAGUGUACUGCGGACCUACCUGCUCUCGUUCCCAGCGAUACGUUUGUUGAGGGAUCGACAGAAGGAGCUUCGUCCGACCCUGCAAGGGGCAAUUGCCACCAGAUGUCAAACGGACCUGGAGUAUGGUAUCGAAUUGUUGGAACUGGAUCGGCAAUGUCGCUGGUCACCAACAACACGCAAGGAAUCGUGCUAAUUUCGGUCUUCAGUGGAGGCUGCGACGAGCUCAGCUGCUUGAAUGGAAUCAGCUCUUUCAUGCCCAAUAGAGGGCCCUACUCGUGGGUGACAGAAGCAGGUGCGAGCUACUUCCUGCACGUUCAAACUUUCCUUGGCCCGCCAACAUUCCAAUUCAGGCUGGAAGAACACGACGAGACAGAUGCUCCCAGCGUAGCUCCGACCGCAGAGCCAACUUCUGCUCCGACUGUUCAGCCAACUGCAGCGGCAACCGAUCCAGCUCCCGAGAAUGAUGUGUGUGACAAUGCCAUCGGACCUCUGCAGAGUGGUAGCCGUCAAAAUGGACGUUUCGACCAUGCGACCGCAGCCUCAGUCGGAACUUGCGGAACUGCCAGAAACAGCAACCCCGGUCUCUGGUUCACAGUCAAUGGAACCGGUGCUGGAAUCCGACUCUCCACAUGCAAAUCUUUUGUCGCCGGGUCCCAAGAGGUCAACUCAGGCCAUGUGAGCGUUUCUGUUUUCAGGCAAAGCUGUGGAGAUCUUCAAUGUCAUGUCGGCAGCAACAACACUUGCUCGGGCAGCGGUACUAUCAACUGGAACACCGAGAAAGAUGAACUCUACCACGUUCUGAUUACAGGUGACCCAGCGGACCAAGAGCCGUACGUCCUCUUGCAUGACGAUACCGACUGGUUUGCUCGCAAUUGCAAGGGCGAGUCGACGGAAUUCGUUGAGCAGUUGCACAUUUUGAAGCAAAUAUUUGACCUUACGGGAAACACCAAGCGUUCCGGUCCUCUUCUGGACAACAAGGGCUGGCUCAGUGGAUGCGACGUUUGCAACAAAUGGGGUGGACUCGAAUGCAACCAAGAUUCCGAAGUAACGAGAAUUCACCUGAGUGGUCAAACUCCUCCGCUCCGAGGCCGUUUACCUCUGUCAAUGCGUUCACUGCAGCGGCUUACUGUACUGGAUAUGAGCGACAAUGAGAUCAACGGAACCAUCCCUGAUUUUAGGGACGUUGAAUCACUUCAGAGCAUCAAUCUAAGAGGAAACAACUUUACCGGGCACAUUCACGAAUGGAUCAGCAAUCUCAGAAGUCUCGUUCACCUCGAUUUGAACAGCAACUCGUUCUCUGGGCAAAUUCCGCAGGGCAUCUCGGAAUUGAAAUCGCUUCAAAUUGUCGCUCUGGCGAAUAACUCCAUUGGCGGAACUAUCCCGUCUGGCAUUAGUGAAUUGGAUGAACUCGAGAUCUUGCAGCUACAUCUGAACAACUUCACAGGCCAAGUUCCAAGUGAGCUAGGACAAAUGACGCAACUCGUCAACCUGGAGCUGCACGGCAACAACCUAUCUGGGAGCAUCCCAGACGAAAUUUGUCAAUUGCGAACCAAUGGUGCUUUGGCAUCGCUCACGGCUGACUGUGGCGGAUCUUCUCCAAAGAUAUCUUGCCCUUCCGACUGUUGCACCGCAUGCUUGUAA